Molecule: messenger RNA, 1473 nt
Organism: Funneliformis geosporum
Lineage: Eukaryota; Fungi; Glomeromycota; Glomeromycetes; Glomerales; Glomeraceae
Source: the annotation of a GenBank genome assembly
AUGGAACAACUCAACAAUAUAACCCUUUGGGACGUUAAAGAUGUGUUUAAUAAAGUUAAGAAUGUCGUGAUGAACUAUACUGAAAUGGAAGCAAAGGUUCGUGAGGCUACUAAUAACGAACCUUGGGGUGCUAGCAGUACUUUGAUGCAGGAAAUUGCUCAAGGUACCUAUAACUAUACAUAUUUUAAUGAGAUCAUGCCAACAAUUUAUAAGCGGUUUACGGAAAAGGAAGCAAGGCAAUGGAAACAAAUCUAUAAGGCUCUUCAAUUGCUUGAAUAUCUUGUGAAACAUGGAUCUGAAAGGGUCGUUGAUGAUGCUCGAGCACAUCUGGCAACUAUUAAAAUGAUGAGGAAUUUCUGUUUUGUUGACGAAAAGGGAAAAGAUCAUGGAAUAAACGUUCGUAAUCGGGCAAGAGAACUUUCUGAACUUUUAGGUGAUAUUGAAAAAAUUAGGCAAGAACGAAAGAAAGCAAAAGCUAAUAGGACUAAAUUCACCGGUGUUAGUUCGGAUACAAUUGGUUAUGGAGGUUUCAGCGGAUCAUCUGGAUCAUCCCAAUAUGGAGGAUUCGGAAAUGAUUCAUAUGGUUAUUCUGAGUCCCGUUCCAGAUAUGACGACAUAGAUACACAAUGGCAAAGUGAUUAUAGAACUGGAAGGACUUCUCCAUCUGAUGAUAGAAGAUCGAGUCUUGGGACUAAUAAUCGAUCAAGCAUAUCUUCGCUUAAAAAGACUACUGAAUCAUCCACCUCACAUAGUAAUGGUUCAACUUCAACACAAAAAGAAGUGAAUCUAUUCGACUUUGAUGAUCCUCCCGUUACUUCAACCACCUCCAACCAAAUUGUUUCUAAUGAUUUUGAUGAUGAUUUCCAAGAUUUUCAAAGUGCACCACCGCUUAUGCCAUCCUCUCAAAGAUCGUCGAUUUCUUUACAACCUGGUCUCCAAUUUAAUUCAGUUUCACUUAUUCCACCAAAUACAAAUGUAACACCAAUUCAACCCAUUUCAAAUGUACAAUCACCAAUUAAUACCAAUGCCGGAAUAAACAAUAGUUUGCUUGAUGAUUUACUUGGUCCUGUAUCUACAACGCAAUCUACAAAUUUAUCGAUAAACACACCAAAGCCUUCCUCUACACCUUUAAAUACUUCACAGCCUAUUGGUGUUAUUAACGCAACAAAACCUAUUUCACCAACCACACCAAAUCAGAAUAUCAACAACCAAAACAUUGCCUUCCCCAACUUAAAAUCUAAUGAUAUUUGGGCGCAAGCUUCCAAUCUUGUAUCUUUGGAUUCAUUAGGGAAAGUACCUACAUCUAGUACAAAACAAAAUGUUAAACCUUCAAUGAAUUCUCUUGCACAAGCUGAUUCUACAACUUGGGUAGCUAGAGGAACUUGGGCCGCACAACCAGCACAACAAUCUGUUCAACAAAACAAUCAACUUAAUUCUCAACAAAAACAAGAUCCUUUUGAUAUGUUAUUGUGA